Zingiber officinale is the source of this 1086-nucleotide messenger RNA. RefSeq names its product double-stranded RNA-binding protein 8-like. The coding region runs from base 298 to 1086 and encodes 262 amino acids. Gene Ontology annotation, biological process: regulation of gene expression; rRNA processing. Gene Ontology annotation, molecular function: ribonuclease III activity; double-stranded RNA binding. NCBI's taxonomy places the organism in Eukaryota, Viridiplantae, Streptophyta, Magnoliopsida, Zingiberales, Zingiberaceae. Gene Ontology annotation, cellular component: nucleus. The transcript has 6 exons. The record is from RefSeq and is a predicted model, not a curated record.
UGGUUCAAAUACUAGGGCAUCAACCUCAGUCUCUCUUCCCAUUGCCCGACGCCGCAGUUGCUCUCGUUGCGGAGCCCGGCGAGCUCCGGCUGCGAUUGCUGCGAGCAGCGCCGAGAAACUUUGCUUGGUCGCUCGUCGGUUGCUUCAGCGAGCGACGCUUUGCUUCGGCCCUUUUUUCUACCUAGAGGAGUGUGAGCGACAUCUUCUCCGGCGAGCAUCGCGCCAUGGCGAGAAAUCCUCUCGUCCGAGCGCACAGUCAGGGAGCUAAGUCUUCGCGUGAACUCGAGCAUCCGGUGGAUGCAUUCUGACUAUAGCCUCCCGAGUGGCAGUCUCCUCGCGACGUUUUCCUCUCCAUGCACGUCAAAUAUGGAUUUUGAAGGGGUGAUGCUGACAGAAGACACUGAUAAAAUUAAUGAUCGAACAAUUGAAAAGAGUUCUGACAAUGCCAAAGGGGUACAAAGUUGCUAUGUUUUCAAGAGUCGUUUGCAAGAGUAUGCACAAAAAGUAGGUAUUCCUACACCUGUUUAUCAGACUCUCAAGGAAGGCCCUUCGCAUGAACCUGUCUUCAAGUCAACUGUUAUUGUUAAAGAUGUUAGAUAUGAUUCUCUUCCUGGUUUUUUCAACCGCAAAGCUGCAGAACAGUCUGCUGCUGAGAUUGCAUUAUCGGAGAUUCACAAGUCAGGCCUCAUGACAGAAAACAUGCCCACAGUUCAUGAGACUGGCCUCUGCAAAAAUCUGCUCCAGGAGUAUGCUCAGAAAAUGAACUAUGCAAUCCCAUCUUAUAUCUGCACCAAAAGUUCCUCUGGAGCAACACCAUUUAUAUGUACUGUUGAGAUAGGAGGAAUUCAAUAUAUAGGAGCUGCAGCUAGAACAAAAAAGGAAGCUGAGAUAAAAGCUGCGAGAACUGCUCUUUUGGCUAUACAAAGUCAGUCUAAGGCAGGUAUUGAUGGUGCUUGCCAGUACACUGUGCUUCCUGGCAAACGGAAAGUUAAGGAACUAAAGGCGGAAACUGAAGUAAUGAAGAAGAUCAAAUCUAAGAAGUCUAGUUUCAGGAAGAAAUGGUCCAAAAAUAUGCUGCACCCAUAA